This is a messenger RNA of Pelagomonas calceolata, 2044 nucleotides long. The record is from the annotation of a GenBank genome assembly. NCBI's taxonomy places the organism in Eukaryota, Pelagophyceae, Pelagomonadales, Pelagomonadaceae.
GCCGAGGUAGAGGACGCGACGCCGCCGCAAAAUUCGCCACAAGUGGCGCGUAUAGCACCGCGCGCUCCUACACGUGUGUCUAAUCGCUGCGGCAACCGCUGCGCGGGGACGCCGCGCCGCAUUCAGCGCCGAGGCAAGCACUCGCAUCACUGCUGCAGCACACCCAAGACGCCGCAUCACACGCGCACCGAUGGCCGCCGCCCCGCGCCGCGACGUCCACGUCACGCAAUGGGUCGCCCGCCCCGCCUUAGGUUCCAGGCACGAGGAGAUGGGUUUACUAGGCGUCGCGAAAGUAGUCUUGCGAAUACUUCUCGUCUUAGGAGCGACCGCAUCAGCACUCGUAGCCGCAUGUGUGAUAAAGUGCUUGGUGUUUCCCAUCGACAAGGUCAUAGGGAGGGCCUGGCUCGACCGGUACGUCGUGGCCGCGUGGGCGGACGCGGUUAUCGGCGGUCCGAUACUACCGCGGGGGCCCGCACUCAAGCUGUCCGGAGAGCUCCCGGCACCUGAACGACGCGCUGGUAUUCUCAUAGCGAACCAUCAGUUGGACACGGACUGGUUCUACUUGUGGGACGUGUGUCGAGUUGUGGGCGCGCACGGCGCAUUGAAGAUUGUUAUGCUCGACGACAUGCGGACCGUACCUCUGGUGGGCUGGAUCGCGCGGUUAGUUGGUUUUAUCUUCGUGUCUCGGAGGAAGCGGCACGCGCGACCGCAGAAUGAUGUGGAAGAAAUACAGAGAGGUGUAAGUGAAAUAGCGGAAGGCCAGGCGCCGUCCCUGAUCUUAUUGUUCCCGGAGGGGACGACGGUGAACGAGGAGGCGAAGCGGAAAUCGGACCAGUACGCUUCGUCGAAGGAGCGGCCUAGACAUGAACUACUACUAGCACCUCGGACGGCCGGCUUCGUCGCGGCGUGUCGGGGCUAUGUCGCGAGAGGUGUACCUCUAGACGACAUCAUAGUCUACGACGCAACCAUGGCCUACGCGGGCUACCGAGGCGAAGUGCCGGCCUGGGACCUGGGCUUCGAGCGGAACGACGACGUAGAUUUACCGAACGCCGCAAAAUUGUUCAAGGGGGCCCACGGCGACCAUGUCCGCGUCCAUGUGAACGCGUACCGGGCGUCGGAGAUCUUCGAGGACGACAUUCGGGAAAAUGGCGAUCAGAAAGCGACAAAGUGGCUCGACGCAAGGUGGGUCGAAAAAAACGCGCGGAUGAAGGCUUUUGCGACGACUGGUGAUUUUGAGGCGAGUGAUGUCGGAGAAACGGUCCUCCUCAAGCAGCCGGCCAUGCUGUUGCCCUUCGCGUUGUUGACGGCGGGCUGGCUCGGUAGUUUAUCAUUUGCGGCGUUCGUCGCGUUCCUGGCUUUCCUGGUACUCUUACCGGUGCUGCUCAUAACCAUGUGCGGGGCCUUCGCUUGUUGCUUAGUUGUGGUUCCUUGCAUCGGUCUAGGUUUGUGCGCCUUGGGGCCGUUAGCGGCAGCAAAGCGCAUGUACGAGCACGAUCGACGCGUCGCGUCGCCAUUACUACGGCGGCCCUCAGAUAAAUUUGAUGAUGAUGGCGACGAGCCCGUCGUCGUGCAGCAGUGAGCGUGGGUGUCGGUGUGUUGAUUUAUGUAUUUUGAGGCGCUGAGGACGAAAGUGAGCUUUCCUGGGGGUAUGAGAGGGCGCCAGAGGGCAUGCCCGGCUCACUACCGGGGGUGACCCCUCUCGCACGCGAUGCUUUGAGAAUGAAGCCUACGAAGCGCCUUUGUUUUUUUCCGUUUGCGACCGACGCGUCGCUCGUUGGCUCUGACGCGCGCCGUCCCGCCGCAGGUCAAAGUCCGACCCGUGGGUCUUCGACGACGAGGGCGAGGACUCGGCCGACACGCCGCUGGACAACGGGAGUGGGACGCCGGAGCCCGCGACGCCCGCGUGAGGCUAGGAUGGCGUCGUCUGGUUCGCUUCUGCUCGGUCCCAUGACGGCGCUUGGGCUUGUGCCGCUCCUGCGCCUGACGACCGGGCGGGACCGGCCUCCCUCUGGACAUAGAUACUGUAGUAAUUCGUUUUUUAGUA